Messenger RNA from Capsicum annuum, 529 nucleotides. RefSeq lists its product as uncharacterized. The record is from RefSeq and is a predicted model, not a curated record. Lineage: Eukaryota; Viridiplantae; Streptophyta; Magnoliopsida; Solanales; Solanaceae.
UUUUCUUUUUAAGUAAUGUUUUCUUUUUGGUUUCGACGGCUAAACACCCACUUGAGAUUUCAGGUUCCAUUUACAGGAACAGACACGUGUCAGUCAGCAACUAAUAUCUUUUGAGUCUUGACAAACAGGUGAAGGAAUCUGAAAACCUCCGCCACACGAAGUAAAAUGUAAUUCCGUUGAUCAAUAGUAGUAAUGUAGAUAAACUCGAUUUACUGAAAUUGUAAGAACAAUGGAGAGAGAUACUGGUGAAGUAACAGUGAGCUCCCAGCCACAAAGGGUUGAUUCAGUCCGACCCGGACCCGGACCCAGACCCAGACCCGACCCGUUUCUGGUGACAUGUAGAUUGUUCGGCUUUGUUACUGCUGUGGCUUCUAUUCUCUGCAUUGCUGUUAAUGUUUACUCCGCUGUUAGAUCCUUUAAGCAUGGAUAUGAUGUGUUUGAUGGAAUUUUCCGGUGUUAUGCUGUGGUGAUUGCGGUUAUAGUGGUGGUUGCGGAGACGGAGUGGGAAUUUUUCAUCAAGUUUUGGAAG